CAGAGUGGCAGACUUCGAUUUUUCAUUACGGUAGCACUGCUUAUCAUUGAAAAAUUGUAAACAAAACACAACUUCUUGUCUUCUUUAAUACAGCUUGGCUAGUUUACCGACUUUUUGAAAGACGUAUUUUAUACUUUUAUGUUUAAUUCCGGAAUAUUUUUAUUUGACACGUAGUUUUAAUAAGUUUAAACUUAAUUUAAGAUAUCUAACUAUGUUAGACACAGACAAUGAAAAUGAAAAUAAGAGACUAAUGACGGGCACUAUGAAAACUCAAAAACAUAAUCUUCGUACACGGUUUUGCCAAAAAGUACUAACCUCUACUUUAACGUACUAAGAAACACCAUGUUUAUCAAACAAGUAAUUAUUCACGGUUUCAAGAGUUACCGUGAACAAACAGUUGUUGAGCCGUUUGACAAGAGACACAAUGUUGUUGUUGGCCGUAAUGGCUCAGGAAAAAGUAAUUUUUUUUAUGCUAUUCAGUUUGUGCUCAGCGAUGAGUUUUCUCAUCUUCGACCUGAACAACGUCAAGCAUUGCUACAUGAAGGUACUGGACCUAAAGUCAAUUCUGCCUACGUAGAGAUCAUUUUCGACAAUACAGAUAACCGACUACCAAUUGAUAAAGAAGAGGUAGUGUUAAGAAGGGUUAUUGGUGUUAAGAAAGACCAAUACUUCUUAAAUAAAAAAAUGGUACCAAGAAGUGAUGUUACUAAUUUAUUGGAAUCUGCUGGAUUUUCGCAUUCAAAUCCUUAUUAUAUAGUUAAGCAAGGUAAAAUUAAUCAAAUGGCAACAUCUCCUGAUUCUCAUAGACUCAAAUUAUUGAGAGAAGUAGCUGGCACUCGUGUGUAUGAUGAACGAAAAGAAGAAUCAAUUGAGAUAUUAAAAGACACUCAGACAAAAUUAGAUAAAAUAGUAGAAUUUAUAAAAACUAUUGAAGAUCGUUUAAGUACAUUGGAGGAGGAAAAGGAAGAGUUAAAAGAGUAUCAAGUAUGGGAUAAAAAAAGAAGAACUUUGGAGUAUUGUAUUCACGAUAGAGAACUUAAAGAAACUCAAAGAAAAUUAGAAGAAUUAGAUAGCCGGAUGAGUAAUGUUGAUGAAGAACAAAAACGUCUUACUGCAAAAGUAAAAGAAGCAGCACACGAAACUAAAAAAUCUACUAAACACUUACGUGAUGCCAAACGCUUAGUACAUAGUGUUAAAGAAGACAAAGAUACUCUAAAUUUAGAACAACAAGAGUUGAUUAAGCAAAAAACCAAAUUAGAUUUUACAAUUAAAGAUCUUACUGAUGAAGUGCAAGGUGAUAAUAAUUCUAGAGAAAGGGCUGUCAGAGAGUUGGAAAAGUUACAAGAAACUAUUAAAACAAAAGAAGCAGACUUGCAAGAAAUAAGACCUAAAUAUGAAGCUCAAAAGAAAAAAGAAGAAAGUUGUACAAGAGAACUUGGACUUAAAGAACAGAAGCGUAAGGAAUUGUAUGCUAAACAAGGACGUGGAAGUCAAUUUGCGUCCAAGGAAGACAGAGACCAAUGGAUUCAAAAAGAAUUAAAAUCUUUAACCAAGCAAAUUAAAGAUAAAAGUGAACAUAAAGAAAAAUUAACAGAAGAUUUAAAAAAAGAUGCUGAACGUUUAUUAGAACUUGAGAACUUGGUGCAUAGUAACUCAACUGAAUUAGAAAAACAAAGGACUGCGAUCGACGAGUAUAAUAAACGAUACUAUGAACUGAAAAAAAACAAGGACCAAUAUCAAAGUCAAAGAAAUGAAUUGUGGCGUAAAGAAAGUGCAUUGCAACAAACUUAUUCAACAUUAAAAGAUGAAUUAGCUAAAGCUGAUCAGUUGCUUCGAAGUAUGGCUGGUAAAGCAAUUUUAAAUGGAAGAGAUAGUGUGCGUAAGGUCUUAGAAAUUUUCAAAGAACGUGGAGGAUCUCAAGCCAAUCUUGCUAAACAAUACUAUGGCCAAGUAAUUGAAAAUUUUGAUUGUGAUGAAAGCAUACAGACGGCUGUUGAAGUGACUGCUGGUGGAAGAAUGUUUUUUCAUAUUGUUGAUUCUGAUAAAAUUGGAACACAAAUCUUAAAAGAAAUAAAUAAUCAGAAUUUACCUGGGGAAGUAACAUUUAUGCCGCUUAAUAGAUUAACUGCCAGGACAAUAAAAUAUCCACAAUCCAAAGAUGCCAUUCCAAUGGUCAACAAAUUGAAUUAUGAAUCUCAUUUAGAUAAAGCGAUGAGAUUUAUUUUUGGCAAGACUUUGAUAUGUCGAAAUUUAGAAAUAGCUACGAGUAUAUCUAAGCAAAGUAUGUUAGAUUGUAUUACAAUUGACGGAGAUCAAGUAUCAUCAAGUGGUACGCUUACUGGAGGUUAUUUUAAAAAUGUCCGUUCUAAAUUAGAAAUCCAAAAGCAACGUAAUGAAUUAAUGUCUCAAAUAAAAGAAUCCGAAGAACAGUUGACUGUACUUAGAACACAGUUAAAUGAUGUUGAAGGGAAUGUUAAUGUAGUCAUGGCGGAUAUGCAAAAAACUGAAACCAAGAACAGUAAAGCUAAGGGAAAUUUUGACAAAUUAAAAGGAGAUAUCAGACUUAUUAAAGAAGAAAUGGUUGGAAUUGAAAGAUAUAGGGUGACAAAAGAAAGAUUACUUGUAACUGCCUCCUCAAAUUUGGAAGCAAUGCAAACUACAAGAUCAGGUCUUGAAUCUGAACUACACCAAGAACUUAUGGCACAAUUAUCUGUCACGGAUCAAAAAGAAAUGGAUAAACUUAAUAAUGACAUAAAACAAUUGACACAAGAGAAUAAAACUGCAUUUGCAAUGCGUAUGAAAUUAGAAGCAGACAAGAAUAAAUUAGAAAAUCUAUUAACUAACAAUUUGAUUCGUCGUAGAGAUGAAUUGUUACAAGCAUUACAAGAAAUAUCUGUUGAAGAACGUAAACGUACAUUAGAAAGUAGUAGGUUAGAAUUAAAUGCUAUUGAAAAAAAAUUAGACACUAUUAAUGUAGAUAUGAAAAAUAUCGAUACCAAAGUACAAGAAGCUGUUAAGAGGCAAAAAAAAUGCCAAGAAGAAUUGGACAAAUGGAAAAUUCAAGAAAAAGAUGCUCAGGAUAAACUUGAAAAUGAAUCUAAAGAUCUUUGUAAAGUAACUUCUAAGCAAGAAAUGUUGCGUAAAAAAUUAGAAGAGUCGGAAUCUAAAAUCAACGAUCUUGGAGCUUUACCCAAUACAGAUCUGGUUACGAAAUAUAUGUCUUAUUCUUCAAAAAAUUUAUUUAAAGAGUUGGAAAAAGCUAAUAGUCACUUAAAACGGUUUAGUCAUGUCAAUAAAAAAGCGUUGGAUCAGUUUAUAAAUUUUUCAGAACAAAAGGAAAAACUAGUUUCAAGAAAACAAGAACUUGACCGUGGUUAUGAUAAAAUAGAACAACUUAUGAAUGUCUUAGAACAACGGAAAUGUGAUGCAAUACAAUCAACAUUUAAACAAGUAUCCAAGUAUUUUUCUUAUGUAUUUUCCAAACUUGUACCUGCUGGCCAUGCAAAACUAGUCAUGAAAACUGUUGGAGGUGAAGAAUCAACAACAAUUAAUAUGCGAGACGAGACCAGCGUUGGUAACUAUUCUGGUGUCAUGAUCAAAGUGUCAUUUGUUGGACAAGGAGGUGAAAUGCGAGAAAUGAAUCAACUAUCAGGGGGUCAAAAAUCUCUUGUAGCGUUAGGUUUAAUAUUUGCUAUUCAAAAGUGUGACCCUGCCCCGUUUUACUUGUUUGAUGAAAUUGAUCAAGCACUAGAUCCUCAACACAGGAAAUCAGUUGCCGAUAUGAUACAUGAAAUGUCUUCAGAAGCACAGUUCAUUACUACAACGUUUAGGCCAGAAUUGCUACAACAUGCGCAUAAGUUUUAUGGUGUUAAGUUCCGUAAUAAAGUAAGCCAUGUGGAAUGUGUUACCAGGGAGGAUGCACAUGACUUUGUGGAAGAUGAUACAACUCAUGGGUAAUAGGUUAUUAUAUUGUACACUUAAUCUCAAAGGUUUAAAAAUGUGUGUGAAAAAAAAAAUUAUUUUAUUUUAUCCAGCCGUUUAAAUUAUAUCACAUCAAAAUUAAUUUUAGUCUUUAGCCAUUAUUUGUACCACAUGACGUAGUGUACCUACCUAAACAUUAAGUCAGUAUUUUUUUAUGUAUAGUUAUUAUAGAUAUUAAUACAUUUUCAGCAUAUUAUCAUUGAGGAGUUUCAUUAAAAUUCUACCAAAUAUUAAUUAACGCAUGUUAACAAUUCAUGUCCAAUACCUAUUAGAUAUAAGAUAAUGACUCACACUUUUCAUUGAAUAUUUGUAUUGUUUUAUAUAUUUACCAGAUGAUUGACUAUUAGUAUAAACACUAUUUUGUUGGAAGGUAAUGGAAUUCCUAUUACCCUACCAUGAAACUGCAAAUCAGUAACCACCAGUUCUAAGGUAGUAGAAUUUUGACAGUUGAAACCCAAAGGGAUAAAAACAAAAUUGUAAUAAUUGAAUUAAUAUUAUAUUUCAUAUUAUAUAUGAGAUUAUACAAGAAUUAUUUUAUUUGAAUUAUCGCAAUUCAACAUUGAUUUACCAAUUACAUUUUAUUUUUACUUACCUCUAAAUGAUAAGAUAUUAAUUAUUACAGUGCGUAUAGUUUCUAUAAUAUGCUGUAAAUUUAUUGAGGAAUUUGUUAACUUUAAAUAAUAAACACAGAAUUGUAAAAAACAAACAUUUACAGACAUUGAAUAAAAUUAUUGUAAUUUUGUAACAAUUUUGAAAUAUAUUAUUAAGUUUGCAACUUUAUAUAUUAUAAUUAUAAAUAGUUAAUAAUAAUUUUUUUAAUGUAAUUGAUUUGUUUCCCAAAUAUAUAUUAAGUUUAGUAAUGUAUAGUGUCAAAACCAAGAUACUUAGCUUAAAGAUGUUAAAAUGUAUUUUUAUUUUUUAUGUGAUUACAUUUAACAGAAAUUCAACUCGCAAAAGAACUCUUAAUAUCAAAAUAUUUCAUUUUUGGUAAAUAACAAUAAAUUUGCUAUAAAACAAGCUUUAAUUGAAAUAUUUUAAAUUUAAUACAAUUUCUUGUUGAAUUGUUUUUAUUUUAAAACAGCAUUAUAUUUCUAGACCAUUAUAUCAAAAUUUAAAUUAUAAAAAUGUAUACUGAACCAAGUAUAAUAACAUAUUAAUUUGUACAAUAAUGUACAUUUAUGUAGUGCAAAUGGCCAUAUUGACAAAGCAAAAAAAAUAUCAACUAAAAAAAAUUAAUCUGAAAUUGUGAUCAAUAAAUUGUUUUAAAUUUAAAUAUACUUUUAACUUUUAUCAUUGUUUAAUGCAUGAUAUUUUUGCAAUUUAAGUUUGUUUUAAUUUGAAAUAUUUUGAUGAGCUAUUUAAUAAAUACAGUUUUUAACAUUUUUUGUUAAUUAUUGUAAUGGACAUUUGUCAUAAAAAUGAUCAAAAUUAUAAAUAAUUACUGUAAGAAUUAAUUUUAUUUUAAAAUACAUUUUUACCAUUGCAACUUUGCUACUUUUAAGUAAAUUAAUUUCUUUGCGAAAAU
Messenger RNA from Metopolophium dirhodum (rose-grain aphid), 5506 nucleotides. RefSeq names its product structural maintenance of chromosomes protein 3-like. The record is from RefSeq and is a predicted model, not a curated record. Lineage: Eukaryota; Metazoa; Arthropoda; Insecta; Hemiptera; Aphididae. Gene Ontology annotation, molecular function: ATP hydrolysis activity; cohesin loader activity; protein binding. Gene Ontology annotation, cellular component: chromosome. Gene Ontology annotation, biological process: mitotic sister chromatid cohesion. The transcript is spliced from 2 exons. The coding region runs from base 343 to 3957 and encodes 1204 amino acids.